Molecule: messenger RNA, 900 nt
Organism: Penicillium taxi
Lineage: Eukaryota; Fungi; Ascomycota; Eurotiomycetes; Eurotiales; Aspergillaceae
Gene: gcy1
Product: putative glycerol dehydrogenase Gcy1
Exons: 2
Coding region: 1-900 (299 amino acids)
Cellular component (GO): cytosol
Molecular function (GO): aldose reductase (NADPH) activity
Source: RefSeq, a predicted model, not a curated record
AUGUCCAACCAACACACUCAAAAGACCUUUACCCUCAACACUGGUGACAAGAUCCCUGCCAUCGGCUUGGGUACUUGGCAGUCACAGCCCAAUGAGGUGCGUUCGGCUGUCAAGGAUGCCCUACUAAAGGGCUACCGACACAUCGAUACGGCUUUGGCUUACGGCAAUGAAGCCGAAGUUGGCGCGGGUAUCCGUGACUCUGGCGUUCCCCGUGAGGAAAUCUGGCUCACUACAAAGCUGAAUAACACCUGGCAUCACCGUGUGGCGGAAGGUAUUGACUCUUCGCUGAAGGAUCUGGGAGUCGACUAUGUCGAUCUGUACUUGGUCCAUUGGCCCUGCGCUACCGACCCCGAGGAUACCACCAAGACGGUGCCAGACUGGGAUUUCAUCAAGACUUGGCAAGAGAUGCAGAAGCUGCCUGCUACUGGCAAGGUCCGCAACAUUGGUGUCUCUAACUUUGGCAUCAAGAACUUGGAGAAGCUGCUCAAUGACCCUAGCACCAAGAUCAUCCCUGCUGUCAACCAGAUCGAGCUUCACCCCAACAAUCCUUCCCCCAAGCUGGUUGCCUAUAACACAUCCAAGGGUAUCCACUCUACUGGCUACUCCUGCCUCGGUUCUACCAACUCGCCUCUUUACAAGGAUCCUACUCUUCUGAAGCUCGCCGAGAAGAAAGGCAAGUCUCCUCAGCAGGUCUUGCUGGUGUGGGGUAUCCAGAAGGGCUGGAGUGUCAUUCCUAAGUCGGUUAGCAAGUCUCGCAUUGAUGCCAACUACGAGAUUGAUGGUUGGAAUCUGACCGAUGAUGAGGUUAACGAGCUGGAUAAUCUCAAGGAUCGCUUCAAGGUUUGCGGUGAUGCCUGGCUGCCUAAGGGAGUCAAGGUUUUCUUUGGUGAUGAUGAGUAA